Anarrhichthys ocellatus (wolf-eel) is the source of this 5594-nucleotide messenger RNA. It is a transcript of the gene mcf2a, whose product is annotated as MCF.2 cell line derived transforming sequence a. Gene Ontology annotation, cellular component: cytoplasm. The record is from RefSeq and is a predicted model, not a curated record. Gene Ontology annotation, molecular function: protein binding; guanyl-nucleotide exchange factor activity. The coding region runs from base 343 to 3684 and encodes 1113 amino acids. Lineage: Eukaryota; Metazoa; Chordata; Actinopteri; Perciformes; Anarhichadidae. The transcript is spliced from 30 exons. Gene Ontology annotation, biological process: intracellular signal transduction; dendrite development.
GUGUGUGUGUGUGUGUGAGGGGAAGACAUCAUUACACACAGUCAGGGCAACAACGGAAGAGCAAACCACUCUUUUCUGCUUAUGUGGACAGGUCUCCCUUUCUGUUGCAACUGUGCAGCUCAGUGUGGAGGCACUCCAUGCAGCUCAAGGUCAGUAAGAUCCAGCAGCAGCCUGUCCUGUCUGGAUCUCGGGACUUGCACAGGCAGGUUGGCAUUCGUUUCCCUGUUGUAGCUCCCAGCCAGGAACGCUGUGCAGGCCUGUAGGACUCUAAAGAGGAUGUAAGGCCCGGACUACUGACGGCGUCGCUUCUCCCAGCCUGAUCCUGUGUCGGAGGAGAAGGGAAUGGGCCCAACCUCACUGCAGGAGGAGAGAGAGCCGGAGAAAGAGUCCAAAAGGGAGAUGGAGGGCUACCGCUGCCUUCUGCAGGCGGGCUCCCAACUGGAGAGCACUCUGCAGCAGGUGACUGUCCCUUUAAGCUUGAAGGAGGUGAGAGGCUACAUAGAGAAACAGGUGGCAUACCUGUCAGGGGGCCGUGGGGAAGACUCCAGUGUCAUCAUCACCCUCCCGGAGUGCUCAGCUUUCAGUGACAUUCCAGAGGAAGCUUUAGCCAAAGUCUUUACAUACCUCACUCUCAUCCCUCGAGCGAGGCAACCCGGAGUAAAAUUUAUCAUCAUUUUAGACCGAAGAUUGGAUACAUGGGCCUCAAUCAAAACUGCACUUGCCAGGAUAGCAGCCUCUUUUCCUGGGAACCUCCACCUGGUCUUGGUGCUCCGACCCACCAGCUUCUUCCACCGCACUGUUACUGAUAUUGGCUUUCGCUUCAGCCAAGAGGACUUCAUGCUCAAGAUGCCAGUGGUGAUGCUGAGCUCUGUCACCGACCUGCUGCGCUACAUUGAUGAGAACCAGCUUACUUCAGAGUUUGGAGGAACUUUGGACUAUUGUCACAGCGACUGGAUUGUUUUACGAACAGCUAUUGAAAGUUUUGCAGUCACAGUCAAAGACAUUGCACAGAUGUUACAGGGGUUCGGCACUGAGCUGGCGGAGACAGAGCUUUGUGAUGAGGGGAAAGCCAUCGAGUAUCUCCUUGAGUCCCACACUGACAAGUACAGGAAACUCAAGGAUGCAAUUAGAUCCGUGUCGAAGGAAGGUCGUCAUCUUCUCACAAGCUUGGAGACCUCCGGAAAGGAGGAUGACUCCCAGUGGGAUGUGAGGCUGGACUGGGAGACGGUACAGAGGCUUCUUGCUCAGCUCAGAGACAUGGAGUCAGCCUUCGAUGGUUUCUUUGAGAAGCAUCAUCUGAAACUCCAUCAGUACCUGCAGUUGCUUAGAUACGAACAAAGCUUUCAGGAGAUGGAGUUGUGUCUGGAGCAUCUGGUGGGUCAAGAGAGGGAGCUCUCCAUAUCUGUGGAUACUCUGGCUCAAACAGAACAGGCUCUCAAAAGGUUGGACAGUCUGGAAUCAAAUGCACAGGAGGUGAUGUCUCGAGCUCAGAUCAUCAUCCUUCACGGACACCAGCUGUCAGCCGGUCACCACUACGCCAUGGCUCUUAUAAUGCAGCGCUGCAACGAGCUUCGCCACUACUGUGAUUCACUCAAUGCUGCUCUCAAGACCAAACACACUCGACUUCUGCAAACACACCAGCUGUUGCUUUGUCUUGGACAGGCUCAAACUUGGUGUGACGAUGGAGCGUAUCUGCUGGCCAAUCAGCUGGUAGAUAAGUACCAGUCUAAAGAGGGGGCCCAGGCUGCUUUGAGGGACAUUGAGAGGUUCCUUGAGGGGGCGCCAUCCAUGCUGAGCUCAGGACCUGAUAUCCUGGCCAUCGAGUACGAAGCUGUCAUCACACCUCAGCUGCAGGCCCAUAUAGGGAAAACAUUUGCGAAGCAUACAGCGGUGCAGCAGAUGAUCCAGAGCCGUCAGGCUUGUCUAAGGAAGCUGGCUGAUAAACAUGUACGACCCAUCCAACUGGUGACCCCAAGGGCUGAAAACCCACCUCGCUCCAAGUCCCCGCUCUUCUCCCCCAAACAUGGUGAUGGUUUGAAGUUCACCUUCGACCUCUCUCUGCCCGGGAAGAGAGCGUCCCGAAAGAGCCCCAACUCUAGAAAAAUCGAGGUGAUGCACGACUACCAGGAGAGCCGGAGCUGCGUGUCCUACGUUCUGGAUGGAGAGGACAGCCCUGAAGUCUUGAAGCGUCAUGUGAUGAGGGAACUAAUAGAGACAGAGAGGAUCUAUGUGGAGGAGCUGCUGUCAGUUUUGCUGGGAUACAGGGCUGAGAUGGACAAUCCAGCACAGUCGGGGCUUCUGCCUCCGAUCCUGCGCAGCAAGAGGGACAUCCUCUUUGGAAACAUGCCUGAGAUCUAUAACUUUCACAGCAGGGUUUUCCUUCAGGACCUGGAGGGAUGCCUGGAGGCUCCUGAAAGUGUGGGAGCCUGUUUUCUGGAGCGGAAAGAGAGUUUCCAAAUGUAUGAAUGCUACUGUCAGAAUAAGCCACGCUCUGAGGCGCUGUGGAGACAAUUCUCAGACUGCGGCUUCUUUCAGGAGUGUCAGAAAAAGCUGGAGCACAAACUGGGCCUGGAUUCCUACCUUUUGAAACCAGUCCAACGCCUCACCAAGUACCAGCUGCUGCUUAAGGAACUUCUCAAAUACAGUACAGAUUGCGAGGGGUCUUCAGAACUGCAGGGUGCACUGACUGCAAUGCUGGACCUGCUCAAAUCAGUCAAUGACUCCAUGCAUCAGAUAGCCAUCACGGGAUAUGAGGGUGACAUUUGCGAGCUGGGCCGCGUGUUGAUGCAGGGCUCCUUCAGCGUGUGGAUCAGCCAUAAGAAAGGUCCCACGCGCAUGAAGGAGCUGGCUCGAUUCAAGCCGAUGCAGAGACACCUCUUCUUGUACGAGAGAGCUCUGCUCUUCUGCAAACGGAGGGAGGAGCACGGAGACGGCAGCGACAAGACGCCCUCGUACAGCUUCAAGCACUGUCUGAAGAUGACAGCUGUGGGGAUCACAGAGAACGUCAAGGGAGAUGUGAAGAAGUUUGAGAUCUGGUACAGUGGCAGGGAGGAAGUGUAUGAGGUUCAGGCUCCCUCAGUGGAGGUGAAGAUGGCCUGGCUCAACGAGCUUCGCAGAAUCCUGACGAACCAGCAGAAGCUGCUUAGAGAUGAAGCAUAUCAACACGGCCAAAUGAUUGGACACAUGCAGCUUCCUCCACCACUCUCCGAGAGCAAACAGCAGAGGGCGUCAGUGAGCUCAGACGACACUGAGUCGGGGAGGAGCAGUCCAGACCCCCAGGCUCACUCCCCUAAACACCAGCACAACCGCAAGAGUUGGCCCGGAGCUCAUCACUCGGUAGACAUCUGCGAGGGUCUGGAGGAGUGGUCUGGAGGUCGGGAGGCCUUCCACCCAUCUGACACAGAGGAGGAGGUUUUGGUGCAACUGUCUCCAGGUAGAUACAAGUCUCUGGCUGACUGCCUUCAAAAUGGACCAGACAGCAUCACCAUCAAAUGUGGAGACGUCAUUCAACUGCAGUUUGAAGACAACAAGGGACGCUGGCUGGUAAAGAACCUGAGCAGGCGACAGGAGGGCUUCAUAGCAGUUUCCAGCCUGCAGAUGAUUCUAGUCGACAGCAGUCGAGGACACACAUCCAGACUACGGGACCCAGUGAACCUGAAGGCGAGAAAGCUCAGCUCCCCGUAGAGAAGAAAGCACAGAAUUUGAAUCUGACAUUUGACGAUGAAGAGACAGAAGGAACAAGUUGAGCCAUAGCCGUCUCAUAACCGAUCAGCCGACCACGCCUCACUCCCCGGUCACGUCUGCUUUCUCCAGCACAGAUCAAUCAUUGAAGAGAAAAAUGUGGGAAUCUACAGACCUGAUUUUCUUCCAGCUUACGUUGGACAAUCUACUGGUUCAGUGCUUUGAGAUAGUGAAGAUGUGAAGUGGCACCAGUGCAAAGGCUCAGGACCUGUUUAGCCCCGUUAGACAAUCAAAAGCUGAAUCUUGCAUCUUGACUGGUCAUCCUCUUCUCUGAUGGGUGAGGAGAAUCCAUCUGUAACACACAUACAGUCAGGAUGUGAGAUUGCUGCUUCAGCAGUUUGUCAAUUCACAAUCUGUGGACCCUUCCUCAUUCCAAACAGUAUUCCAGAUGCUAGUAUCUCAGAGUGUGUGUUCCUGUUUGUCUCAGUGUGUGCUGGAUGGAUGGGAGCCCAGGAUUUGCCUGAAACAUUUCUUAAAGCAGAGACUUUUGUACAUAUACAUACAUUUUAACAUUUGUUGUACCUUUAGUGUUUCAUCUUUGUGUAGUUAGUUGACAUUUGUCCAUUGAAUUACUUCAUUGUAUUUUUCUUAAAUUACAUUUUUCCCGAAGGCAACACUCUUCUGUGCAGUCUAGGAGUUAGAAUGCCAAAAUGUGCCAUGCCAUAAUGCCUUUUUUAUUCCUGCUCUUUUAGAGUCUCUUGUAUGUACUGUUUGCAAAAUCAACUGCUCUGUUAUUGCUUCAACCUGACCUCACAAAUAUUCAAAAGGCACUUUAAAAAUGGUGGAUGGACCUAAAUCCACCUACUGUCUACUGAAUGUGUGCUCUUCUUGCUGCUUUACCUCCGUCAUUGUGUAUUUUCUCUUACUCAUGCUGCUAUUUCUUUGUGUGAAGAGAUGCAGGCAGCAGCAGACAUGUCAUAGUAACGACAGUAAUGUAGGACACAUGAUAAAGAUUGAUGUCAGAGUAUUCCUCAGUGUGUGCCGCAGCAUCGAGGAGGGAGAGCGAGGCAGAGCAGAAGACAGAGAGAUUAUGCCGCGUUCCCCUCUAUCACAGAGGCAGAUUGUUUUCUCCUCACCAGUACAGCGCAGUUAAUCUCGGGUUCCCCAUUAAAAGGGAUCAUACAACCGACAUGAAAUGUACCCUCUGUGUUGAACGCCUAAUUAAAUAUUGAUUGCAGACUUAUAUGAAUUUACCACAUCAAAUCGAGACCCAGUCAGAGGGCUGCCUUUGAGUCACUAUGUUUGAUAUGCAAAUGAGUGUAGGAAGCAGCAGGGGGCUGCUUCGUUGUUCAUUUAUUUAUUUUACUGUCAUGUUGUUCCUUCAUAUUGUGAGGUAUCUGUGCAGCUCCCAAUGAAAUUACAUUUCCAUAUAUUUAAAAGGAGCUAAGCUAGGCUGCGCACCAAAAACGCAUUUUAUUUCUUUUUAGCUUAUUUGACUAAAUCAGAUCGUUUCUUUGUAACUUUAAUCCAAAAUGCUGCAGAAUUUGCACAGAUUUUCCAGAUUGGAAAACAAAACAAUAUGAUUUACCCUGAUGAGCCGAGUAACCUGAGCUUGCUGAAUGUUUCUUUAAGGUGAAAAUGCAUGGCAGCUGAACACUGAGCAGCUCUGUACUGUUAGACAGUCACUGUUCUAAACUGGCUCGCUUUUGUAAAGCUUCAGCUCUGUAAAAAAUAAUUAUUCAUUGCAAUAAUUGUUUUGGUAAUUGAAAUAAUUCAGUACUUGUUUCACAUGGUUUUACACAGUGAAAUGUUUGACUGAACACUAAGACUGUGCUUUUUCAUGCACGCUUAUUUCUGUAUUUUUGUUUUAAUGGAAGCUGACUUAUAUAAUAAAGCCAUGCAGAUUUUCUCUG